Molecule: messenger RNA, 29976 nt
Organism: Rhopilema esculentum
Lineage: Eukaryota; Metazoa; Cnidaria; Scyphozoa; Rhizostomeae; Rhizostomatidae
Source: RefSeq, a predicted model, not a curated record
UUCAUAAUGUUUUCAUUUUACGAUCAUAUGGGCAGUGGAUUGCCUAGGGUAUCUAGAAAGUAAUUUUGAUUUUUCCAUUUUUUUAUUGGGAGAAUUUCAAAGGUAGGAUGGAUUUCUUAAGGGCCGGUCUCAAAUCUGUCGUGGGCAGCCAGGAAAACACGGAUAGUCAAUCUCAAGGCAUCGAAACAAUUGACAGACUCUGUGAUAGAGUUGGUUCAGCCACACUGUUGGAUGACAGACGUGGUGCAGUGAGGGCCCUUAAGUCCUUAUCAAAGAAAUUCAAACUAGAUGUUGGGACAAGAUCAAUGGACAUAUUGGUUAAUGUCUUGCAUCAAGACAGGGCGGAUCAAGAGAUAACAGGUCUGGCUCUUGAGACUCUCGUCAGUAUAAUGAGUCCAGAUGCUAGUGUAACCGACCCAGAGAAACAAAAAGUAGACAAUGAACUUUCAAAGCAGUUUUCUGAAAUAUUUCUUAAAAAGCAGGAGAACAUUUCAAGUCUGUUAGAACUUUUAGAGGAGUAUGACUUCAGAGUUAGGUGGCCUACUGUUAAAUUAUUGACAGUAUUAUUAAGAAAUCAAGGAAAUCAGAUCCAGCAAGCUAUUCUUGUCAGUCCUUUAGGUGUUUCUAGACUAAUGGAUCUUUUAGCAGACAAUAGAGAAGUCAUCCGGAAUGAUGGGCUGCUCCUUCUUAUUCAGCUAACAAAGGGGAAUGCCGCGAUCCAGAAAAUUGUUGCUUUCGAAAACGCAUUUGACAGACUUUUUGAAGUAAUUUCAGACGAGGGAUUUAGUGACGGAGGUGUGGUUACAGAAGACUGCCUAAUUUUAAUGCACAAUCUUAUCAAGUCAAAUGUAUCCAACCAAAAUUUCUUUAGAGAAGGAAGCUAUAUACAAAAGCUGAUACACUUUUUCGAUUUCGGAGAGCCAUCAGAAGACAGAGUAUGGUCAGAGCCAAAAGUUAACAAUGUUUUGCUGAUGCUUCAGCUGAUAAGACUGCUGGUAUCACCAAGUAAUCCUGUUCAAGCAACAUCGAGCAGCCAGAAGGUCAUGCAGAGCUGUGGUCUGUUAAAAAUACUAUGUGGAGUGUUGGUAUCAAGUGGAAUCCCUGCUGAAAUACUAACAGAGAAUGUAAACACUGUUGCCGAGGUUAUUCGGGGUAAUCAAGCAAAUCAAGAAUUUUUCGCAGAAGUAACUGCUGAUGUUGGAGCACCCGGGUCGGCAGCAAGAUCGGCGAUAGUCGUUUUGCUGAUGUCGAUGGUCAACGAGAAGCAGCCUUUUUCACUUCGUUGUGCUGUGCUGUAUUGCUUCCAGUGUUAUUUAUAUAAGAAUCAAGUUGGCCAAUCGCAGAUCGUAGCAACUUUGCUGCCCUCUUCAGCUGAAGCAAAUGUAAUCACCGCGGGACAGCUUCUCUGUGCUGGAUUGUUCAGCACUGACCCUUUCUCAAAUUGGUCGGCGGCAACUGCAUUAGCACAUGCAAUGAAGGGAGGCAAAGAUUUAAAAGAGCAGUUACUAAGAGUCCAACUCGCUACAGGAAUAGGUAGUGCACCAGUCUCUCUUCUACAGCAAUGUACAAACAUUCUUUCUCAGAGUGGCAUCAGCGUGCAGACAAGAGCUGGUUUAAUUUCAUUGCUUUGCACCUGGCUGCAUAACUGUCCCCUCGCCGUGUCUCACUUCCUACAGAGCCCUUCGAAUAUACCUUUCUUAAUUUCUUGCGUUGAGAGUCACAGCGAUGACGACUUCUCCGUUGUGGAAGGGCUCUCUGCCCUUUUAAUCGGCGUGCUCAUCGUCUAUAACGAUAACAGUGUUGAAAUAUUCACAAAAGAUAAUAUAAAAAGGACAGUGACGACGAGAAUUGAUUUGGAACAUUUCAUGGCAAAGAUAAGCAAUGUUUCAAAGACUGAAGAAUUCACAAGUGCUGUAAAAUCGACCCAGAUCCAAGUUGCAGCACCUCAACUGCUGUUCGAUAAUGAAUUUACCAAACUUUUUAAAAAGCUAGAAGCCAGCAUAACCAAAGCUUUACAAGCGGAUCAGGAUGAAGACACUGCUGCCAUUGAAGAACAAAGAAAAGCAAAACUAUCCGAGGAGCAUGACUCGAUAAUUGAGUCGUACAAAGCUUUAAUCAGAGACCAGGAUAAAGAAUUACGGUCUCUGAAAACGAAAUCCACAGAAAUUCAGGAAGAGUACAAUAAGGCUGAAAGGCAACUACAACAGCAGGCCGUUGAACUCACCCAGCUCCGAGCACAAAUUGAACUUAGUAAAGGUGUUUCGGAGGAGACUGGAGAGAGUGAGACCCAGGCCUCUUUACUGCAAGCGCAGCUGAAUCCUUUAAAACAAGAAUUACAAAACAAAGAUACUAAAAUAGCAGAGCUUGAAAGUGAGCUCGAAUCAGUAAAAGGUGAGAUGUUGAGGGUAAGAGGCGAUUCGACUGUUGACGAAUUCAUGGCCCUAGAAGCAAAUGCAAACGUGCAAACAUUCCAGCAAUUGAACAAUCAAACGAUGAUCGAGUUGGAUCAAAUGAGAAGACAAAUGCAGUCAUUACAGGACGAAAAUAGCAAGUUGAAUGAACAGCUCAACCAGCAAAAGGAAUCGAAGUUAGAAGAAAAUGGCGUCAAUAACGAAUCAGAGGGCGAAUCAAAAUCAAAAGAAGAUUACGAUCAGUUAAAAGCAGAUUAUGAAGAUUUAUUAGUUUUGUUAGAAGAUCAGGAUGCAAAAAUAGAAAAUUACAAGAUGAAGCUAAAAGUGCUUGGAGAAAAAGUCGAAGAUGACGAGGAAGAAGAAGAAGAUGACAAUGAAGAGGAGCUGGAAGGACUGAAUGGGAAUACAAAUGAAAACGAGGCUGCGAAGGCAACGUCUGACUCUAACACUGAAAAUGUGGAGGAGAAAAUAGAGAGACCUGAAUCGCCAAGAGCAGAGCUGGAGCUGAAAGAGGAAAUUGAUGUUGAUUAGUAAUAACUUUUGUGAUUCGCCAAUCAUUGGAUCAGCUUUCACUUCGUGAUUACCUCCCUGCAAAACCACCUUUUCUUAGAUAAUGGCAUUUAUUUUAAAGAUCUUCCAGGGUGCUCCAUACGCAUUUAUCAACACGUCACUAGAAUAAAUAUAUGUAAUAUUGUAUUUAGAAUUGAAUAGUAAUCUUUUGUUAAAAAUUCUUAUCACCUCAGUUAAAAUGCUGUCUACCUUGUGUUUUGUAGCGACUAGUUUCUAAAUGGUAUUAUUCUAUACAUCAUCCCCUUACUCGCUGUCUUUAAAAUUGCUAACCUGGUGUUCGUAGAAUGGUUGAGGCAAAGCCAUAAUAAAAUGUCUUACUUCCCGCUGGCAUUGAAGUUUUAAUGGUGCAUACUAAAUUUGCCUGAUCGACAAACUCAUUAACAAAUUAUAUAUCCGUAAUGUGAAACAGUUUUGUACCUAAUUGCAAAAAAUAGCAAGUAUUAUUGAAAAGAAAUGUAUUUAAACUUCAAACAACUGGGCAUGUUCGUUUAGAUAACUAUACACUAUAUGAAUUUCUUAUUGAAUCCUCUCGUUGUAUAGUUGUUAAAUGUUGCUUGGCGCUUUGACAUUUUGAUUGGCGCUUACGAUAUUCAAAUGACUGUCGACAACUAGGAAACUAACCUUCGAAACUCGGAGUAAAUUUCGAAACUGGAUUAAGAACCACCCUGUUCUCUACAACAAAGGCGUUUAGUUAAGCUUCACGAAUUAAAUUCUAAUUUGUCGUAUAACCUUUGGCAUUUCCUCACGGUUGGUCAUUUUGCGAAGGGAUCGUGCAAUGAAACCUCAAGGGAAGCGGGUGAAUAAUGUCAUUGGUUUUUCAUAUCGAAGAAAACUUCCUUUGGGAAGGAUUCUUUAGAAUCCUCAUUGGCAUACAAGUCCCUUGUUAUUGGUUUUCUUAUUAAUACAAAGAAUUUUAAUUCUUCAAGCACCAGCAAGCAUGCAGCCGAAACUAGGUCACUUUCCUUAAACUAUGUAUCUACAGAUCAUAGCAAAAACUUUCCGACGAAAUGGCAGCAAUAUUUUCUGAUGGUGUCAGUUAUGUUCAAAGACAGGAGGAUGGAUUUAGCUUUAGGAGUAUUUCCCAAUACCUUGACAUAAGAUGAUACAAACUGCCAAACUCACCUUGGGAAAACAGCAAAGCAGACCAUGGUUUCACCAGGAUUAGUAAGCAAAGAUAAUAUUUCUUCUCUCCUACAAAUUAUAUACAUUCAUAUUAUCAUAUAAAAACUCAAAGUUAUAGUGUUAAAUGAAAAACUGCCUGAUUCCAACUUAACAAAUAUUGAAUAUUUCUGAUUAUUGGAUACAAUCAAACGGCUCACAUAGAUUUAUUUGCAAAAUUCAUAAAGAAGAAGAUCUUUGAGCAUGCAUGUAUUUCAAUAGGCUAAUGAUACAAGCAGUCUGAUAUAAUGGAAAUUGAUACAGAGCUGAAUUUCAGACCUUCACGACAGCCAGAACCAAAAACAUUCUUUUGGUAGAUCCCUUUUCAAAUUUUGCACUGCAUAUUAUUACUACUAGGUCAAUACAAACAAUAUUUAACUAGCUUCUUCAAAUUUUUGCACAAAAAAACACUUCUUCAAUGUUUAGUUCCUUGAAAUAAAAUAGAAAAGGCAAACAGUUCAAUAGGUGAAUGAAUGCAGUCUGUAUUAUUUUUUAGAUCAAUGCAAAUAUGGCUUUCAAAAUACUAUAACUGAAACCUGAUUUAAAUACCUCAACUGCAUAUUUGCCUCAACAGAAUUGAAAUGCCUCAUACAGCCACCAAAAGGCUGACCAGGUGUGCCUGGAAUAAAGAUUUUCUAAGAAUUAUUGCUGAUGCAUCACAGAGGGCUUUUAUUGGAUUACAUUAUCCAGCUUUCUCUAUAUAUUUCCUUCAGGGUCAAAAAUUUAAAAAGUAUAAAAUUUUAUCCCAUCAAUGGCUUUGCCAGAAAAGCUUUCUUUGUCUACAAGAAAGAACACGAUUCUAUGCUGUAUAUAUGACAGCAACUACAGAGCAUUUGUAACACGUCUUCUUCUUUGUAACACGUCUUCUUCUUUGUAUUCACCACUAUACAGUUAUUCAUAGGUAUAUGAGUACAGACAAAUGAAAUGAAAAAUUGCAUGAUAAAGAAAUGUUAUAGACACUGACUUCUAAUCAGAAAACCAGAUAAAGCCUUUUGAUUGGCAAUAGCAAGCCCUUUGUACCUACCACUCACUUCUGCUGAAACACAUUUAACAAUAUUUCAAAAGAAAAUAGCCAUGAAAGAAAAUAGAGCAGCUUUUGAAGAAGUUGGUAUCAUUGUCAAGUAUUGUACUUGACCAUGAUGUUGAUACUCAGAGUGAUCCAGCAAUUGCACAAAACUACAAAGUUGCAAUAUAUAAUUUUGAAAUAUUUUGUGUUUACCUGAUACUUAAAGCUUGUUUAUGAUUUGUUACAAAUAGGAUAGCUUUUAAAACUAAAUUACUAGGCAGAGCUGAGGUCAUACCUUCAACCAUGUAUUCAGCAUAUUCCAUUCUGUAAGCAGUCCUGUUGUUCCUAAACAUUGAAGAAAAUAUAAAAAUUGGUUUAUAAACUUCAAAAAUAGAAGUCAAAAUCAAUGGCAAUGUCACUUUAUCAUGCAGUAAAGGUAAUGCUAGAGACUGAAGCUUGACACCGCCCCCAGCAAAUUAUUUCCUCUUUCAAAAAAUUACUUUUGUUAUUAAAUCUAAAAUCAUAGCUUUCUUUUGCCAAGAGUUCUUGUACAGACAGUUUAGCUAUUUACAAAUUGCUGCUUAUGAUAAAAAAUUCUACGCUCCAUAAAAACUAAUUGCUUAAACUUAAAGUUUGAAAAAUAAUGAACAGAUUACAUCAGGCCUCUCCAGGAACAAAAAGAAUGCAGGCUAAAAAAGACCACUGCUGGUUUGGUUGCGUCGGCUAUUUAGCCGUUGCAGAAUUUGUUGUUUAUCUAUUUAUAUUUGAGCAAAUACAAGCCAAAAAAUAUAUUACCUUGUCUACUUGUAAGCAUAAUUUAUCUUAAGAAGACAGUUGUUUUGCAUACAUUACUACUCCUUAAAAUGACAAAAGAUAUAUAUGGUUAUUAAGUAUAAUCCAAAGAAACUCAUCUUUAUUCAAAAAGAAAAAGAGCAGGACAAUGUUAUUUAAAGGGUAAUGGAAGAUUAAGUUGAUUCACAUUAAAAAUUCAAGAAAGAAUAACUGAAAUACACUUCUUUUCUAUUAGAAAUGAAGGUCGACUUGAAGUACUCCAGUUUCUUAACGGUAUAGGAAAUUCCAAUUCUCAUUCUUUCUUAAAAGAUUCUUAAUCUGAAAAAAGCACGGAAGAGCGAAAAAAUAACACGAUAAAGAUCGGCAAGUAACAUGCACAUAAACCUCAAAGCAUACAGGGAAGCAGAAAUGCGGAUCGAAAGUAACGAGAGAGUUCAGGAAGGGUGAAUGAUUGGUUCAAUGUUUUGACAAAUCACAAAUGCUUACCUCUUACCUUGUUGAAGAGUAGAAGAGCAAAAACAAAUUCUUUCUGAAACUUUUUAAUUUUUUUCCGAUUGACCAGUUUCUUAUAGUGAGUUUCUUUUAAAAAUAAGUGUAUUCAUGACACAAAUUUUGUACUUGAUAAUGUUGUGUAGCAAUUCUCAUUCUUGCCAUUUUACGCUAUCUGUUGUUCUAUUCCUGCACAACCAUUUCCUAUUCCAUUGCUAGUUGUAACAGGUAAUACAUAGUUUGUUAACAUUGGAUGUCAAAAGAAACUGAAAUUUCCUUUUUAUAAUGAUAUUUAUAAAAACCAUAUAUCUCUUUGACACAACGUUACUUAUGAAUACCCUGAUAUAGAGUGGUAGGUAGUUAAAACAUUAGAGAGUGAGACGUUGUUAUAAACAACUGUGUGGGCGGAAAAAAGCCCUCGCAAAACUUUUUUGCGUGGGGUUUUCACGGUUGCGGGCUAUAGCUCGCGUCUCCUGGAAAGGCCUGAUUACAUAAUACAAUAAAUUACACUGCUCUAUUUUAUAUAUGUUGCUGGAAAUUUUCAAAAUACCCAGGAUUUUCAUUCUCUUCCUUUUGCAAAGGAUCCAACAAUUCUCCAGCUCUGAGCAACAAUCUUGCAGACUUGUUCUCAUUGUCAAUGAAGACAAGGGAAUACUCAAUCUAAAAACAAAUUGAAAUCAGUUAAAUACUUUCAAAAGGAGUACAUGUCCAGUUGUUUUGGUUACCUUCCAAGAUAAAAAGAGCAUGUGUUCCAGUCUUCAAGCUAGGCAUUUUUCUACACCCUCUAGUUGAUCAUCAGAGGUUUAUAAUACUGCAGGCCUGGGCUGAAAACAUAUGGGGGUCCUUGUUUGAAAGUAAUUAUGAACCAAAAUUGUUCUCCAAGUUGUCUUUCAUCAAAAUUUUAACCCCCUAAAGUUGUGCACUGUUCCCUCCUAUCAAAGGCUUGCUAAUGGACACUGUUAUUCUGGCCUGAUACAUUAAGUAAUAAACCAAGACAAACUUACAGUGAUUUGAUGGGGAUAAGAGCCUGUUCUAAUUUGACAAUAUCUUUGCUAAUUUGUAGCACAUUUAACUGAUUUCCCACAGUAAGAGGUAUUUCAUAACGCAUUUUUGGGUUACUUGCCAAAAAAUGAAAAAUAUUAUAAGUUUUUUUGUGAUGUCAUCAACUUGAUACUCUUUACUCAUUGUGCUCCUGCCAAUUUAUUGGAGUCCUUGUUUUUUAUCAGCUUAAUUUUUCAAGAAAGUGAAGAUUGACUGGUGCUAAGGUUAGGUCAGGGGCGGUUUAUGUCUCCCGGUAACCCAGUGGUUAUGUGGAAAACCUUAUCGAAAACCCUUUCUUCCAGUUGACCUUCUCGUAAAGGUUGCGAAGGAACAAUCAGUCAGAACGAUUGUUCCGAAGUCAUUACAAAGGAAUACAUAGAAGCCUGAAAUACUGCACUCUUUGACAAAAAGUAAUUCUUCUUACUUAAAACACAAAGCUUGGAUCGGCUAAACAGAGUCAACAAAAUCUGCGGUUUUAGCAAGAAUGCAUACUCAUGCCAUAAACGCAAAAUGAGAGAUUCCCUUCAAUAUCAUGGAAAUGUUAUUCAAAGAUAUGCUGGGACCUGGUUUAAAAACAAACCCAGUGACAGGGGCGUUUCAAGCUACCUGCCUAGCAGACAUCGGGUUUUACAACAUCAUAUUUAUAUAUAUAUUUUUAGCUCUAAAAUAAUAUCUUUAAAAUAUCCUAGCAAUAAUGAUUAGUAGUAUGGAUGCGAGAAAGUUUGCUUAACCUAAUACACGGCUAGAGACGAAGCUACGUUUGAAAAUUCAGUGAGAUUAUAGAAAAUUUAUUCUUGUUCCUGCCUGAAGCUUGUACGGUCAAUCAAUGAUAAACUGGAAGGAAAGAAAUCCAAGGCCAUCGGCGCAUAUUCAUGCCAGCGUGCUUGAUUAAGUUACCGGGACGUUAGACUCACCUCAUCUCCCCAUUUCAAAACAUCGUUCGUUCGAUUUUUUAUUUUCUGGUAUUGGUGAAUAAAUUGAAGAAGUCCAUGUUUCUUUACAUAAGCUGCCCACUUUUUCGUUUCUUCCCAGCUAAGUGGCGUGCCUUGGCUAAGCAAACCCAUUUCAGUUUCUUCAUAAAAUUGUUCUGUAACUGUACCUCAAAACACACUCCCCUUCCAAAGCAUAACAAACUUCUGUGUUCUCUCCAAAUAUAUCGAUGAUUUUAUCAUGUGUUGUUGAUUCCAAUGGAAGACUGGGACCAAGCUCCAUCGCAGAUGUCACCACGUGACCACCAAACAUGUUCACGUGAAACUCAAGAAGGAUGAUCACACCUGCGCUGCGAUGUAAACAAUUUUAUGAGGAGAUAGUGUAUUUGGUAAAAUUCAUAGGAAAUAGGAAAAGGUGUAGGGUGAGCUAGGGAGGACUGUCCCCCAAAAUUGAUGCCAUUGCAAAAUGCCUCUCGGAAAGAAAAUUCACUGCCCUCGCUCGUUUUGCAUUGUUUUCUGCUGCUGCUCAGAGGCCAAAUGCUACUUUUCAUCUUGAAACCUUAAAGCAUUAACUUAUCAUAGAAGGUGGACUGUUACAAGAUUCUCAAGAGAAAAGAGAGCGCUAAAACUGGUAAGGACAAAUAUCGAAAGACAAUAAAUUUUCAUCCUGGAGUAAUGGCUGAAACAAAGAUCUGAGUGGAGACUGCUUACAUCAAAAUGUUCGAGCUCGUUUUCAUCAUCCACGUAGAUAUUGCCAGAAAACAAUGAGAUUGGAUCUCUGAUGAAGAAGUGGGCGAUAUGUGUAGCAAGUUGCUGAUCGAUUCCUAGAACAGGAUUAAAAUUGUUUAUAUAAAAGGAAAUAUAAAAAUACUUCCGGUUUGUGUCUAGGUAUCCUGAAUUCCCUCUCUAGAUUCAUUUCAACAAUGAAUCUCUUUAUAUACACUUUAAUGAUACAAAGGAAAGCGAAAAAAGAAAUUUACUGUUAUUUGCCAAAGUAUCUUCACCACAAUACUGGUUUUGCAAUAUCUUAAUUGUUCAAACAUUAGCAAGGAAUGGAUUGAAUUAGAUUCAAUCAAGUGAAAGAGACGAGAAAGAAUGUGGUUCAUUUCAAGGCAAUUUAAGCUUGUUCAAUUAAAUGUGAAAUUAAGAAGUGUUUGUUUUUACUUUACUUUUAUCUUCAUCAAACCUGUAUAGCAUUUCUCCUCUGACACUUUCAAGGCAGCAGCAAUCGCAUUUUAAAAGUUUAAUGAAAAGAUGGAAAACACUUCCCCGACGACAUAAUCCAAAUAAAAACCAGUUGAUACUUACCAGCCUUUAGCAGCGUGUCCAUGUGUUCUUGUUCAUAAUCAAUUGGAAUGUCGUUGUACAUGGCGCCUUCUGGUGAUAUGUACAUGUCAAUAGAAUCAAAACGUGAUUUUCUUAUCUGAAAUUUGUUUUCUUUCAGAGGCUGCAAAGAGAAAAGGAAAGAUACCCAAAAUGAUCCGAGGUAAUUUCUCAACAAAAAUUAAAAAGCGGUGAAAAAUUUGAUCGAAGUUGUGUUAGAUCUCUAAAAAGGGAAAAUCUGUGAUAUUUUCCAGGAAGAUGAGUAUUGUGCAGUCAUAAUCAGGGAUGUGCCGAUUAGGGGGGCGUGGGGGUCGUCACACCCCCCGAUGUCUGCAGAUGGUACCAUCCGGAAAAAAGGCAGGGCAGGCGAAACGUUAAUGAAGUAGGGGAGGGGGUGUAAUGUUUAGAUUGUUCAGGGCUUAAAUAAAGGCCACCACCAUGGUUAGGAAUUCUGGCCGAAUUCAGGAAAUUUUUUUUGAAAUAUAACAUUAAAGAUAUGGCCAGAAAAUGCAUCUAGAAUAUUUGCCACAUCAAGUUUGACGAAAGAACGAUCCUAGGCAACACAUACAAGCUUUCAUUUACAAUAAUUCCCCAUCCCCUAAUAGUUUCCAAUUACCAAAAAGCCAAGAUCUUAUCCUCAACUUUUAGCAACAAUCCCAGCAUUUCCGACACACAUAACUUUGAACAAAUUUGAAAUGCAAUUAUAAAAAAUCCUGUCUUGUCUAUUGAAGACAGUAAAUAAAUGUUCUCAGUAAGAAACUUUCAAGAGUAACGAGUCUUCCUUUCUAUGGUUAGAUGUCAAUUCAUGUCUACAUUUCUAUGAGCAAAAAGCUUGAAUUGCAUCUCAGUCUUCCAGCUGUAUCUCGUUUCUUUCUAUUGUUUAGUUUAUAAUGGGAGACAUUUAAAACUUAUUCAUUUUUGCCGGCCCGUAGACUACUAAACUGGAUUGGGGGACAUGGAUAGAAAUAUAGCUUUUUCUAUAUAACAUUCAAACUGAGGGCCCGAAGAGAAAAUUUAUCAGAUUUUGGAACUUCCAGUUAAAUAACGUAUUAUUGCAUAAGAGACAGUGAGCUCUGGGCCCAGGAUUCUCCUUGCUUACAUGGGGCCCCAAAUUUUGGAAAAUGCUUUUUCAGUACUUAAAUACCGCAAAGUGAUCUUUUUAUUCAUUCUGUAUCUACUAAUCUUGAGAUAAUCUCGGUGUUAUGGCAACAGAAGAGGGCCCCUACCAAACAAUACGAGUUUUCAUUUAAUAACAAAAUUAAGAAAGAAUUAUAAUAAUUUAAGGAGAGUCCACCGGGCGAUCGCCCGGAAGCCCGACCGGCCAGUCCGCCCCUGGAUUAGAGGACAUUUUAUAUGCUGAAAUUAUUGUCAUGAGGAGCUCAUUAGAAGCCGUAGUUCAUUUUUGCAGAUUUUCUUUAAAUUGGCUUUUUUGCAAAAAGAUGCUUAUGGAUUCACCCAAAAAUGCGAACUCUAGGAAUAUUAGUUUCCGCAAACUUAAUUUUCUUAUAGUUUCAUGCCAUCAUUCGCUCUUACUUGUUAUCAUUAAUUAUCAUUAAGUGUGUAUAUGAUCAUCUAUUUUAUUGUUAAUGAAUAUUCUAUGGAGAAAUAAUCGGUCAAAAAGUAAAGUUGGUCACUUUUUUCUAAACGCCCCCCCCCCCAAACAAAAUUGUCUAGGCACAUCACUGAUUAUUUGUAUGCAGAGAAGUAAUGUAGGAGAAGACAAGAGUCAGGUCAAAACAAAUCACUAAAGAAGGACUAAAGAAGAACGAAGACAAAGUUUAUUUUGUUGAUAAUGUAAUGUUUCCUAAUACGCAAGCUCAAAGGAAAUUAUAAUGCAAGCACCAAUGGGAUAUGUAGAAUUUAUCAGUUAUCUUCAGAUAAUAUUGCUAUUUACCUUGAGCCCUCGUUCCUCUUCGGUUCUGUCGUCUGCGGCGCCAGAAAUGAUUCCCCAUCUGCAGUCAGUGUUCAGAAGAUACCCUUUUGUCGCUGGGGUAGCGGCAGACAAGGCUAGCUACGGUUAACAAAUAUCAAAGUGUAAGUGUCAGUGGCGAAGCCAAAGGUCCUGCUGGUCCUGCUGAGCAGGACCAAGAAUUUCCAAAGAUAAGAUUUACUGUAAACAAUAAACAAUUUCUUCUUUGCAAAAAGGAAGUUUCAAAUUCUUUUUGAUAAACAGUCCCCAGUUCCGCCAGCUGAUACAGGCAUCCCGUGCUAAUCUCAAGGUCCUGUUCUCUUCUACGGCAGCCCUGUAUUUUGGUCCUGCUCAUAACUAUGAUACCCUAUGUUUGGUCCUGCUUCACAAUGGGCUUUUGUGAAUUUAGUCCUGCUUCACAAUAGUCUAGAACAAAGAGCAGUCCUGCUCAAUCUCGGGAGCAGGACCUCGUCGAAAUGACCAUCAUAACAUUUCGUAGGCAGUUGUGAUUUGAUUGGUCGAGGGUUCACCUACGUAGGUCAAAGAGCAUUGUUUUGAAAACCUUUGGUCCUGCUAUUUCUGAGAGCAGGACUGCAAGAAUUGCCCUGUGCAUUCUCGUUCUGCUAUGAGAUACUAGCAAGGAGGCCAGUUCAAGUAUUAUGGCGAGGCGAUGUGAAUGCGGAUUUUCUGCUUUGGCAAUACCAAUGAUAUUAUUAUUGACAGCAAAACUUGCCUCAGUUGAGCUGCAUAAAUUUUAUUUGUAACAAAACAGAGCUCUGCAGAGUCCAAAGUUCGCAAGAAAGAAAUGUAAACAACAAAAAUUGGCUGUAUGAGGCACUCUGAUUUCGGCCUUUGUACGAUCGUUUGAGGCACGGUAUAUCAUGGUGGCCUAAAUAAAAUUUUCUUAGACUUGGACAAGGACGAUGAAAGCAUAAUUGAAUUUACUGUUGUGUGAUUGAAAGUUUUGAGUUGGAGAAUAAACCAAUUUCAGCGGAAUUUGCAUUUUUUUACCUGAAUUGUUUUCUCGUCUAAUGGUUUAUCUAAUAAAGUUGUUUUCAUUGAUAAUGCGACACAUUAUUCGAUUGUACCUCUCUUUAUCAGCUGCAGAAUAAUUGUUCUGCAGAAUAUGUGAACUUGCCCCUACAGACUUUAAACUCUGUUGUUUAUUAAAAUUAUUUUAAUAGAGUAUCUAGAUUGGUCAGGUUUAUAAGACCAAAAUCUGGAAUACCACAAAUAUAUGAUAUGCAACUUCAAAUGCCACCCCUACCCCCUUUUAUCGUCAAAUUUAGUUAUCACCAAUUUGAACUUUUACUUCAGCUGUAGAGGCUUACAACAAUUUAACAUAGAUUUGUUUGAAAAGUAAGCACCCUAAAGCACGUCUUUAAGUAUGGGUUUAUUUUUCAAAAGAUAGACAUCGAUUUAAAAUUUGCUUAUUACUGAAUUUAAGAAAAAAAUCAUCUGCAAAAUAGAAUUUUUGUCCAUAGGCUUUUCCAAUUGAAUAAGGGCGUGGCCCUGUCCAUAUAGCAGGACCAACAAUUUUUGGCUAGCUUCGCCACUGGUAAGUGUCAGUGGCUUUUGGCGAGCAGCAAGAACUCUUUAUGGCGGAAAAGAUAGGGAAAAAGCUUGUGUCCAUAGCUGCACUACUUUACUUGAAUUGUCAUGCCAACGUCAAGUUACAGAGUAGAGAAAAUACGUCCCAAUUCUCCGUUCUGUGGUUAAGUAGAGGCUAACUGUAUGUUACAUCGCUUCACCAGUAAACAUUGUAUUGAAAUUUCUCAAAUCUUGAAAUUUAAGAAAAACGAAAAUCUAUUUUUUUAAAUCGGAGAUUUAUUUUCAGGACAUUUCACAAUCAAAAGCUCUUAAACUAAUUAGUCAUUACAAUUUCUUUGUGUUUUAAAUGAUUUCAAGUAAAUUUUGGCUUUUUUAAUUCGUCUUGGACAAUCAUUUCGGCCUGUAGCUAUCUCAACGUCAUUCAACAUUUUCUGUGAAAUAUGUCUGGAGAACUAAUUGUGCUUGUCAGAAUUGCUUACCAUAAUUGGGGCCAAUACAGCCAGCUGAUCAUACAGAGCCCUGGCUUCAUCGAUAUUGCACCCUUGAAGCGUCACCUAUGACAUACAGAGACAUGGUUGAUAUUCGCUAUGUAUUUAUCAUAGAAUCAUUGAUAUUCCUGAAAACAGAGCAGUGAAAACCUUAAAGUUUAUCAUCUAGCAUUAAUUUUGGCGCAUUAUUUUUGUAAAUAACAUACUUGCGUGCAGCACAUGCCAGAGCCAAAAAGGACAUUGUCUAAAUAAACGUGAUUGGGCCGGGAAUCUCUGGCAGCUUGACCGUCGUCGUGUCGAAACGUCUCCAAGAAAGGGUCUGGAGUGUUCAAAUCACGGUAAACUGAAAGGAACGGAGAUAACUACUCGUAAAUGAACGUAUUAGGUACCUACAUCGAAUAACAUUUAAUCAUUUACGCAACCUUAGAUAACAUCAUAAUAAUAUCAGUUUGCUUGUCAGCAGGGACGUAAACAAGUGGCUAAUUUUGGGGGUCGUGGAAGGUUGAAAAUUCCAAAUUUACCUGAUGAAUUUUAUCUUUCGACCUGUUAAUCUUCUGUACCUACUAAAUUGAUUUGGAAAUAGCCUUAUGGCUUAUUCCAGAUUUUUAGGUUCUGUAUAAUUACCCACAUUUUACUUAUAGUAAUUAGUCUUAAGCAUAAAAGCACUAAAGAAGAUAAAGGAAAUCUCUAAAUUUUGGUUAACGCAACACGAACAUUGAAUCUUUCCGUAAGAUUUAAAGCAACAUCAAAGCCAUACCAGUCUAGAUCUUGGAUAUGUUUAAUGAUAAAAAGUAAUAUUCUUUCAAGUCAAUGAACAGCAAUUCUGUUCUUUUUCUGCUUUGCCCAUCUUAAAGCUAUUUGCUGCAGAUCAGUUUUAUAUAAAAUGUCUUUUUCACAAUAUAGAAGCAUCAAGGAAUUUACCAUUUUUUCUUUUGUUCUUGAUCAAACGAAAAUUUUUACAAUUUUCAAAGGGCUUGAUAUCCUUUGCUUUUUGGAACUGAUAGGGUGAUCUGAGGGCAAGUGCAUAUGCCCGAUUCGCCGAUUCGUAAGAUAAAACACUCGUCUUUGAUCAAAUACUUCUGCUGCCGCUUCUUUGAUCAAUGUUUUGUGGCUUCUCAUCACCUUUAUCAACGCAAUUUAUGAUAAUAUUUAAGGAGGUCUACAAAGUGCAUGGGGAGCUUAGCAUACACUUUUAAUGUUUUCAAUUGAAUUGGCUACUCGUUGUUUCUUAAAAAAUUCCCACUUUCAAUUGUUCCAAACGUGUAGCCAAACGGCGAAGAGGUGACAAUGCUGAAGUUCUUCAAAUGCGCUUCCUAUGUGUGAAAUAUAAGAGUUUCCCAACUUACUUGGAAUGUUCUGGGUAAUUCUUUCUCCUUUUCGCUGCAUCAGUUUGCUUGCUGAGUUCCUUUAGAUGAAAAAAAGAGCAUAUUAAGAAAACUCUCUGUACUACAAAAUGCAAAUUUGAAUGCUUGCAAGAAAAUUCUUAAUAAUCGGAUAUAUAUCAUAUCAAAUCAUCAUCAUCAUCAUAUCAAAGAAAGUGGCUGGGGCGGAAUUGUGAUUGCAAAGGCGGUCUGAAAAAAUGUGUAUGCAGAGUUCCUUCAUAUCGGCACGUGACUUAACGUAUCGGUCAAGGUUUCACCUUGACACUUAGUACGGAAACGUCAGAAAAUGAUGAGUUGUGCUGCUUGUUGCCUGUAGACGCUAGACGUCACUAUACCUAUAUUAUCAGUUGCUCUAUUCAUACAAGGACCGAGAUACCGGGGGAACCGGGGAGGGGGCGGGGGCUAGGCCCCCAAAAAAACUGGAGCAGCAAAAGUAGAAUACUUUUAUCUUGUAAAAUAUGGCUGUUGUUACACUUAUCUAUCAGGGCUGGACCCCCAAAUAAAAAAUUGUAUCUCGGUUUUUGAUUUCAUAGGCUUUGGUUGGACAUUACAGUAAUAUCAUUUGAAUUAGUUGUCUCUCUUUGAUCAUAUUAAAAUCACGUCAGACUCUUUGAUCCAAUAGCUUGAGUUGAAGGGGAAGUUGCCAGACUUUCCAAAGAAAUCAGCAGGUUCUCUGGGUUUUCAGGCACUACUUGCACCACAUGAACAAAUAGCCUAAAAUGGCCAAAAAACUUACAUGAAUCGCGGAUGCAUCUGGGUUAUGCAUGCAUCUGGAAUGUAAAUUGACUUCAUGACUGGGUUCGUUUCCGGGUUCACCUCCAAAUGCGGUGAUGUGAAAUCUGGGCAGCCAAGCCUAUAAGUGGGGCAAAAUGUUUGUAUCGAGCAAUUUUUCAGCUUUUUAAUUGAUGAAUACGAUUAUUUGGAAAGGAGAGGUCAGGUAUUCGAAGAGAGGGUUUAUAGAUGACUUGGACAAAUUGUUUGAAGGGGCUAUAGCAGAAGCAGGUUUAAGCCACUUCUGCGAGUUUUAACAAAUAUGGUAUACGAGUUAUAAUUUGAUAUUUCUUAUUAUACCCUCUGAGCACGAAUAACGGGGUUUUAUUGAUCUUUGUUAGAGGUUUAUGCUGACAAGAAAUACCAAAAUUAUUCAUACCUUGGAAAAACACACAAAGGCAAAACGAUUUCAUUGUGGCCUAGCAAAGCCUGGAUUUCUUUGCGCCUGUGAGAAAUAAAAAAUGAUUCAUUCUCAAUAAAAGUUGAGAGUUAAUUGUAUCAGUGAAGAAUAUAUUGAACAUUAUUCAAAAUUAUUAACUCUAAUUUUAGUUUAGACUGCUUUGCUCAAUACUAAAUCAAAAGUAGAAAUUGAGAAAAUGACAUUUCAAACUGCAGCUUGUAUUGUUUGAAGGUAUUUUUAAAGAACGUGGUACCCAAUUCAAGCAGGAAAUGACAACAGGGUUAUUAAUGCUAUAUAUUCUUUCUCCUGAAACUCUUUUUGUAAAUAUUUUGAACUAUUUCCUUUCUUACUAACCUCAGUUUCAUAUUUGCCUCGAUUCUGUUGAAAUGUCUCAUGCAACCACCGUAAGGUUGACCAGGGCUUGCUGUGAUACAAGAAAGCAGAAAAAUCCAGAUCUAGCAUUCAGAACUAAUAGUUAUCCUAACCUUAAUAUUGUCGCAAUUGCUCAGUCUUAGCAGGUCUACAGGAAAUUAGAACUUCUCACUUACAAAUUCACCAUCUCUAGGUGAAAUGUAAGAAACAGCUGGGUGAGGAAGGUUGUUGUACAUUGAGAUAGCCAAGCAGGAGAGGGUAGGCCUAAAUGUAACUGAAUACUCAGGCAUUUAUCAUUUAAGGUAACAACUCUUAGUCAUGGUUUCAUCUGAUGAGUUUAUUUUCCUGUACAUGAAUACACCGAAAACUUGUUAAUUACUUACAUUCAAUCAUGAAUUCACCCAUUUCCAAACGAUACGCCGUCUCUGUUUUCCUAAAAUGGACGGAAGUAUAAAUCAUGAAGUACUAGUACUACUUUUAAACCACGUAUAAACGGACAAUAUCUGAUAAUAAAAUUUUCCAUUGUUUGAUUAACCUAUAAACCUAUAAAAGCGACUAUCGUUGGAGAUUCCCAACUAUUAAGACUAGACGAAAAGAAACUAUGCAACCUUCAUCGUGAAAUCAAAAUUCAGGGUAAAUCAGGUACGAGUCUCAACCAAAUCGUAAAGAGCACGGGGAAAACGGAAAGCAAUGUGAUUAUUGUUCAUGUAGGGGGCAAACAAUCUCAAAACAUCCAGCCCAUAAGAGCUGUCAACAGCUAUACUCACAUCAUUGAAAAAACACAAGAAAACAAUCAAGAUGCCAAAAAUCGCUUAUUCGUCCAUUUUCCGCAGAAAGGAUGAGCUGAAUAAAAUGGCGAUCACUGCCAACAAACAUGUGUCUGACGAAGCUGAAUGGAUUUGACUUUAUAGACAAUGAUAACAUUCCCUACAGCAAUCUUGCUCAUGAUGGACUUCAGAGAAAUACAGGGAGGAGCAAGAAGCUUAGCAAGAGCAUCAAUGGACAUGGAAUAGGGAUGGGUAAAGAGGGGUGGGUAAAGAGGGAUGCGGGAGGUAAGAGGUGGUAGAGAUUCGAUUGAAAGAGGAAUUGAAUGGGAAGGGCUAGGUGCAUUUGUCUAAGAGCAAUAAGCUAGCAUUUUAAGUUUCAAACGAGAUUUGUUCAAGCACUGCCCUAAAGAACUUGGCACAAUUGUUUGAAAAUUCCAAUACUGUUACUCUGGAUAUGAAUUCAUUAAAUCAAACCUAUCGUAUGUUAAUUCUAUGUUAGAUUAAGUAGAUUAUUCUCUUACCCUGGGUUUUCAUUUUCUUCUUUCUGCAAUUUUGGCAAAAUUUCUGAGGAUUUGAGAACCAGUUUAACUGUUUUAUUCUCGUGAUCAAAAGCAAGCAUUUGAUACUCCAUCUAUAAAAUGAAAUUAAAUCGGAUUUAAAGUAAUCGGUUAAAAAAGUAUAGUAACUCUAUGUAAACCAACUUACCGUGCAAUAAUUUUCCUAUAAGCAGUGCCUAAUUUAAGGGACUUUCACAAUACCCAGAAAUUUUUUAAAACUCAAAACCCUAGAUUGGCUUAAAUUGCAUUUCCGAGACAUAAAAUGAUUAGAAUAUGAUGUGAGAAAAGAAAUGAAAUUUACAUUUACUUUUAAGAUUUUUUAAUAAACAUAACGCAUAGAGAGUCACAACUAAAGCCCUGUUUACACUACACAAACUAACCUGGGUUUGUCCUAGGUUAAAAGUAACCCCGGUUGAACCCUGAUGCGUUUACACUGGAAACUGUCAACUUUGUAGUGCAAACGGAAUCAAGGGCGAACCUGGGUUAGUUUGAUAUCGACGCAUGCGGAACAAAGGCAGAUUGAAGGUGAGGAUAAACAAAAUGGCGUGUAUUGUGUUUAUGAACUUUACAAAAUACAAUAAAUCCACUUUACAAACAAUUAUUCCCAGUGCGGGCUUUGGCAAUAAGAGAACUUUGCGUUCGCCCUUUGCGUUCUUUCGCAAUAGGAACCAUGUCUGUAGAAACUGACCCAGGUUCGCCCCUGGUUUGCGUUUACACUACACUUUAACUAAACUAACCCAGGUUCGACCUAGGGCGAACUCACCUUUUGAGAUGGGCUGACUAACCUGGGACGAACCUGGGUUAGAUUGCGUUUACACUACAAAAAUCUAAUCUGGGUUAGUUUUAACUUGGGGCGAACCCAGGUUAGUUUGUGUAGUGUAAACAGGGCUUAAGGAAACAAAUCGGAUCAUAAAGCUGAAAUCAAAGCAAAUAACAUUAGUUACCAACAAUAAACCUAAAUGUCCAAGGGUAACAGUUUCCAUGUAGAUUCAAAACUGGACUUGCUUUGGUUUUUGGCUUUUUUCAGUCUUUUGCCGCUGAAGGAAAUCCUCUGCCUCUUUGAAUACGCAAACGAACCAGCUUUGCUGUUUUGCUUUCUCUGGGCAUCUUGCUCUUCGUUCCUUGUCUGUGAUCCAAUCAAGAUCAUAUUUUGGACCACAUGAAGAUAGUUUCGCAAAGUGGUGGAUGAUAAGGAUGAUCUAUUUAAAGUCUUAAGUUUAUUGUAUCUACUAAUGAGCCUCUCUACAUCAGCAGACUGUGGUUUGGCAGCUACAAGACGAGCAAUCGCAAUUGUCAGCACUGGAUAUUACUUUUCUGAUGCCAGACAACUCAGUAAGGGCUUGGUACAAAGCGACUGCAGAUGUUCCAUUUCUGAAGCUUCUUUGUAUUCACUUAAUCGGGGCAAAUAACCUUGUGGCAUGCUCGCAAUUGCUCAUUUGUUGUGCUGGAACUUAACUGCUUGAGAGGACUGAGUGCGGUUGCUGAUGCCAAACUAUCAUCAUCAAGAUGAUUAUCCAGGAAAUUGAUUAAUGACUGAGACCCCGUUUACACUGUGCCGGAUAAAUUUUAUCCGCACGAAAUUUGUUCGGAUUGAUUUGCGUUUACACUGUGCCGCCAUGUGCCGCAUAAAUUUUGUCCACUUUGCCCUCCCGUUCAAACUGUGCCGGAUAACUACAGUCACGUGACCUGAAUCAUCCACAGAACGCUCAAAACGAGGUCAUCUCUAGGCAACCGAUUUUCAAUAACAUCAUAAUUCCCGCCAAAACGCCAAAGGUUCAGAGACUUUUCCGUCUUUCUAUAGAAUCAACUGCUUCGUGUUAAGACGAAGUCCGAGGAAAUUGUCAAAGCACAUUAGGCCAAUAUAGUUUAAAUAAUUGUUUGUUUGAAAUAAAACGUCACAGAAAUGGCAAACAAAGUAGGGAAAGCUGAAAAGGACGCCAAUUUCACGUGGAAUUUCACGUGCAUUGAAAUUUGCCGCUGCAGCCAGUCUAGAUAAAAGAAUAAUCAGCGUUUUUAUUACCUUUGCCCUGAGCUCGUACAUGUCCCCGCAAAAUAAUGUCAAAACGACGACCACGUGCAGAUUGGUAAAAACACGAUUCUGUUUACGAGAAAUGAGAUUUGGCGCCACCUCGCGCCACCUUCUUUCUCUUUAUUGAAAGAGCCUCGCAGUAAAUCAAAAUCAACCUCACAGUGGAUGUGGAUAAAAUUUAUCCGGAUAAAACCGUUUACACUGUACCACAUAGCUAUCUGAACUAAUUUAAUCCACUUUCCUAGGUGAACUAAUUUUGUCCGGAUAGCCGCUCUCAAAUUCGUGCGGAUAGCGUGGGUCUAGUGUAAACGGGAGUCCUAUCUGAACUAAUUUUCAUGCGGAUAAAAUUUAUAUAUAAAAUAUAUGACUUCAUUUCUUAUCGCAUCAAAGCUACGACGGUCAGAUACAUAUCUAUUAUAUGUUCCUCUUCUUAUUUCUCUGUCAAAACAACACCCUUGAAUUCAUUUCCCUCCUCUAAUUCCGACAAAAAAGGUUUCUUCCCUCCCACCAGUUAGGGGAUUGUGGUUCUUCUCUUCUAACCUUUUAAGGACAGACUGCUUUUUCUUUGAGAUGUCAGAAAUCAAGAUGUCGUCGUCUUGAAAUGCCUGAUGAAAUCUUUUGUACACAUAUAAAGAUAUCUGCAACUAAGCUCAUCAGAUGAAUAAUAUCCUUGUCUAGCCAAGUAUUUACGUGACCUUUAGCUUCUUUAUCAGACUUAUUCUCAAAGGAUUUGAUAGAUGCUUUCCAAUUUUUCAAGACACUUCGAACAGUUCGUGACAGAAUUGAGUCCAGCGCACUUCAAAAUAUCUGGGAUAGUGCAAAUAUUGAUAGUUACAUUCCUUUGCUACUUUCUGGAGGCCCUUGGUUCUCACCGCUGAUACGUGAAAGUAGGUACUCAAUAAAGACGCAUCUUUAAUCAGCCUAUCCAGCUCUACCACUUCCUUUGUGACAGAAUUCCACGCGAGACUGAUCCUGUGGGCAGCACACCAGAUCUUUAUCAGUGGAAGAUUUGAAUUGAACUUUUUUCGGUAAUCAUCACAAAGUGCCCAGAGGCCAUUUUUUGCACCCGUGUUCAUGUUCUCCACAUCAGUCACAAAGGAUGAUGUCUUUCCGAAUAACCUUAGCUCCUCUUUCCUCUGAUUCUCCAAAGCCAAGAAAGUAAAGGGAAUCACUGCCAUCUUGAUGCACAACUUUGGCUUCUAGGUGAUUAUUGUGUAUUUGCAUACGAUCAACAGCACCAUCGGUUCUCAUUAAUACUACAAGACUCUGUUGCAAUAUUCCUUUCAUAUUUUGAAUAUCUGCCUUAACGAUAAAGUCUAGAAGUUCUGCAUGACUUCCAGGAAACAGAUACCUGAAAUCGUCAGAGGACAUGGAAAAGUCAUUCAUUGUCCCAUUGUCCUUGAAGUAAACAGCUCUCAUAGCGGCAACCUGAUGAGAUGGCCAUGACUACGCACUUAGAGUACCACGUUUUGCAUUGUUGAAAACAGUUGUCAUGUAGGCCCCAAUUUUCCUGUACAACCGCUUAUAUGCAUUACUGAUCGGACUAUCAAUGGUUGUCGGGUCUUCGACAAUGGCAGGCCUAUCAAGUUCUUUUAACCGGUCUGCUCUACAUGCUGCCAAAUGCAAUUCUGACUCUUUAUGGGUAUCCAUAUAAGCUUUCCUUAUUUUGCCCCCCUCUGGGGUACAAAAAGAGGGUACCUGCUUGCUUUUUUGAUGAGAUUGCACAACAUCGGGAUUGUCUAUACAAUUUUGCAUCUUACUUUCUUUCUCCCUUAUCUACCAAUCUUCUCAAAGCAAGAAUUGAUAAGUAUUUGUUCACGUUUUCGUUUGAGGGUUUGAUAAGAAUCUCCAACAUUGCUGGUGCUCUGAUCAUUUUCAUUGCACUGCUCUUCUUGCUCAUCUACUCUCUAUUCCUCUGCUUCUGACUUUUCAGUUUCCACAUUUUGAGCUACUUCCUCAUUCAUAUUUGCACCAUAACUUUCCUUUGCUGUACUUUCACCAGUUUUCUUCUGAGGCACUUCCUCGUUUAUACUAGAACCAAGCCUUUUCUUUUCUUCACUUUCGUCAGUUUUCUUUAACAACAGUUUAGCAUUUUAAAUAUGUAAGGAAAUAGUCAAAUAGAACUUAAAUAAGUUUCAUAACAAAUGAACUACUGCAGCCAUUCAGCAUUCUAAAGAUAGAUUCAAAAGGCCAUAUUGAGAUUAACUCAAAGGAGGCUACAAGGCUUAAUAUUGGAAUGAGGCAGACUCAUGGCAGAUAAAGAAUAGUUUGUAAAUAUUAAAUAGCCCGUGGCCUUUCACAGAAUAAUAUUAAAUAACGCUGCCUUAAUGUUAUUCCAGUGUUUUUAUAAAACUGCUGACUUGCUCAUCAGUAAAUGAUGGAGUGCUAUAUUUGAGUCAUUUCAAAUAUUGGCUAAUUCAACUCCAGACAUUAUGUCAAUCUGAAAACAAUAUUCCGGGAAUCCUUUAGCUGUUUAAGUGCCGAAGCAAGGUUCGAAAAGAUUCGAAAAACCUUGUUUCAAUUUCAAGGAAAUCCUCCCACUAAUUCCAGAUUUCAAGACCACAAUUUGGAUUUUCGAAACCACUAUUAGUGUACAAGACCACAUUGAAUUAGGCACUGCCAAUUAGAUAUCGGAUUACGUCAGAAACAACCUGAGAAAGAAUAUUCUAAAAUCAUGAAAAUAAACAUAAUAUCAGUUAAUUUAUAAUUCAAUUUUAUUAACUUGAGCUCGUAGUUGUUUCACCAGCGUUUCAAGAUGUUUAUACCACAGUGAUAAAGAAUUUUCGUCCAACAAGUGUCGUUUCGUCGCGCGACUACUAGCAAAUAAAAUCCUGCCGAAAGUGAAAAGCGACUUUUCAUCGAUUCUUUAUGCUUUUAAAGAAGGUUACAGUACCCAGCAUGGUCUUUUUUGGGUUGUUGAUUUGGUUUGUAGCUGUGAAAAUUUUGAAUUUUCUUUCUGAGAUCGAAAUCAUACUUGAUCACGCUAUCCUAUCGAGGCAAGAGCAAAUUGUCUUGCACGCGAGGGUUAAAGUUUUCGAGGAGACAAGAAAAAACGAAUACUUUGCACUGGUUGUUGACAAAACCACAGAUAUAAGUAAAAAAGUAUCUAUUGUAUCAAAGACUAUGUUAUCAAAGAGUACUUGAUGGGAAGACGCGAGGGGAGAAAGGUAUUGCUACAGAGCCACUUUGUAAGGGUAUAAAGGAUUAGAUGCUUGUUUACAUUGAAAAUGCUUUUAGGCUAUUCAUUUGAUGGAGCUUCAGCGUGGGUCAAACUGGGACGCCUGAUCAAUGGUAUAAAAAUGAUCAAUCAGUUUAUUUUACUGUCUAACUCACUCAAGUGACCUAAUUAUCAAAGAUGCUAUUUCCAAGAGCACACUUUUUCGAAUGUGAUGUGAAGAUGUGAUGUGAAGAUGUGAUGUCAAGAACGCUGUGAUGGCAAAAUCUUUAUGCGCUUGCAGGUGUCACCCCUAAAAGAAUCAUGCUUUUUAAAGUGUUGCUAAAUGGUGAAAACGACCACAACAACACAGAAACGCAAAUAUUGUAAAAUUUGUCAUUGGCAUGGUGCUGCAAAAUUUGUACUGCGAUAUUAUUGCAGUUGGCUGUCAGUUAUUAAGGCAAACGAGAAUCACUUACAGAUCUAUACGGUAAAAUCAUAGUUUAUGAUCACAAUUUGCCAUUCAUUUCGAAAGACAAUUUGACAAUCCCCUUCCAAAAAAUAUAACCUUCUCACAUUGAUUUGACCUUACUUGCUGUUGAACAUUGGCUUAAACCCCUCUCUCUGUCAGUUGGAAAACGAAACAAAAUUGGUACAAUAUUGCAUAAGAUAGGAAGUUACCUCGUCUCCCCACUUUAGUGUAUCGUAUGUCCUGUUCUUGACUCGGUGGAACGUGUUGAUAAACUGAAUGAUGCCGUGUUUUUUAACGUAGUCAGUAUAUUUCUUGAUCUCAGAAAAUGAAAGAUUUUCUCCAUUGAAUGUGAGAAGACCCAUGGCUUUUGUAGCUGUGUUGAAUUGCCGAUGAGUUCACUCUUCUUGUCGAAGUAAAGGUGCCUUCAAAGUCUGCUCAGACUUGACGUCAGAAUUGCUUUCACAAUGAAGGAUUUAUAGGUGAGGCACACUCUUGUAAAGAAAUAUCUUGCUUGGAAAUAUAGAUGUGAUAGGGUUUGUCGUAGCUGCAGCUAGAAAAUUUUUUUAAAUUGAUAUAAUGUGGACAGCACAUUAAAGAAAGCCCAGGUAUUCAGACCUUUCUUGUUUCUUUAUACCAAAGAAAUCAAGCAAGACGCAUGCAAUUGUCCUUUCCAAAAGAGGGCACAUAAAAGAUCCAUUCCUCUUACCACAGGUGUACACAAAAAGAACAUGACCACAACGCACUGUUCUUUCACCAAAAUGACCGUACUGUGGCUAUAAGUUGUGCCUAUGUUUUUCAUGGUUGUAAACAAUCUUUUGGUCGUGUGCAAAGUAGGAUUGUUGCUUAGGAAAAAAAUAUUAUCAUAGAUAUAUAUAAGAUAAAUUUACUGCCAUUUGGUAACGAUAGACAAAGGAUCAAUUGAACAAUGGUUUUUUUAAAAAUAUCCAAAUUAUGCUAGAUUUUAUGCUAAAUGACAACUUGUUUCUUUCAGUCCUUAUUCAUAAACAUAACGAUCCAGAGAAAAUUUCAACUUAUAUGAAAUUACAAAACCGAGCUAGAUAAAAUGCAAAUCUAUCUUUGACCUCACAAGAUAAAGCAGCACCAUGAAAAAGAACAAAAACGUGUUUCCAGCAGAACUGCUACUAAUGGGUUUGUUAGCGUAAACUUUCAAAACAUUUUCCAACUUAUUAUUGCAAAAUAGUUGGGGAGGACUAUUAUGUAGCUGUAACAUUCUCAAUAAAAUGUUCCUCCCAGCAGAGCCAUCGCUAGCGGGGGUGAUAGAAAAUUCUUGUCGGCAAAUUUUCGAAAAGUAGAGUUUUGUCGGUUUUGGCUUUCAAAGUUCCCAAAGCAAUAGCUUUAGCAAGCAGUGGGGAUGAGUUGAGGAUAAGACCGAGAAAGUAUCACCCAAAAGCCCUCAACAAUUGAAAAUAGGCACAGAUGAGUCAGAGAGUCAAGUGUCCCCCAGAAAUUUCAAAUGACUCCCUGUCGGCAGCCGGGGUCUGGAACCUAGCAGACAACUGUCGGCAUAUCCAAAGCCACCCAAAUUUGAGGAAAAGGCAAAGUUUGUUGACAAACUCUGAACGCUGAUCCUGGAGGUACUGGAAGCCCCUGUGAGCAGGACCGUCGAGAGAAGGAGCAAGGGGGCAAAUUGCCCCAGGUCCUUGAGGGGGCCUCGUAAAAUAAUGAAUUCCAUUUUAAGAAUAGAAUUAAUGAAAAGUAGCAAAAAGUAUGCCUAAAAAUGGUAGAACGUUCUGAACGAUUGCCAGAAAUAACUGCAAGAAAUAUUCUGAAAUGCAUUGUAAGAUAAUCUUAAGGGCAUGGUCGCAAAAAAAUUCUGCUCUCUCGGGUCGUAGGGGAACUCGCCUUUCGGCCCCCCCAACGGCCUUUGAAUCCUCUUGGCGGCCCCUUUGAAUCCUCUUGGCGGCCCUGCCUCUGAGAUUUACUCAUACAAACCAAGUUUCUAUUUAACCGUGCUGAAUUAUUUGAAUAAACGAGGGUAUCUCCUUGCUAAAAAUUUGACUUCUAGAGUAAAAUCAAAUGGUACUCUCAGGUACGCGGAAAUUGAAGCAAUGAUUGACUGACGAGAACAUAUUAAAUAUACUGCGUCAAAGUGCUACACUGAAAAAUUGAUAUAUUUUAGGCCACGCCCUUCUUUAACGGCAAAUUGGUGACUGGCACGCACCUAAGUGAAAGUGUUUGGCGACGGCCCUGCCUCCCAGCUACCAUGGAGAGGCUUAUUAUUGUUCAGCUGCUGUAACCUUGAGAGAAAUCUUUCAAAUGCUUCUCCAAUUUAAAACAUCCUAGUUGAAUUACUUUGUAACUUUCUCUGAUAUCUACUGAAAGAUAUCACAUAAACUCCAAAAUGCAUUACGGGCAGGAAAUCAUAAUCUCGGUCUUGGUCUGAAGGCUCAGUGUGUUUUUUGAAGCAAGUCAUUAAAGCAAACUAAAUUGAGAUGAUGUCUUGAAGUUAAAGCUGUCUACAAGAAUCCAUCUUACUUCAAAAUAGCACACAACAAUAUCGUAAAGCGCAAUUGAUUUUUCUCCGCAUGUACUGAAGCUUCGAGUUCUGAAGUUUCUUAAUUCUUCUUUAUUGUCCAUUGCUUAUUUCAUAUCGCAAUUUUCUUAUAAAAAAUGAGUGCAAUACAUAAGGCUGGCAUUUGGCAUUCCCUUCGAAUUGAAAAAAAUGUUCCUUAUUCUAUCUCAGGCGUUUUGAUUGGUAUUUUAUGCUGCACUGCUCAGAACAUGAAUUAUUUACAAAUCCACACUUUCCAUCCACAAUUACAGUUCCAUAACUUACAACUACACAAAGUGAGUCAGAUCCACGCUUAUCUUAGGCCCCGGCCUUCACAGAAGGGAUUUGUUUACAUAUAGAUUAGCAUUUGAUAAAGAUGAUCCCUGCUAGUUGAGAAUUUUACCACAAAGAUGCUGCAAGAAAUUAUUCGAUUUAAAUAUUUUUUCAAUUACUAUGCAUUUUCAAGUCUUACGCUUGAGUGUCAAGCUAACAGCAAAACUAAUAUGUGCACAGCUACAUACUAUACAUGCUAAUCCAAAAAAGAUUUAAGUACAACAACUGAUAGUUUCUAUCUGAUAUAUAACAAUUUUUGUUUAUUCAAACAGUAAGUAAAUAACACAUUGCGAGCUUAAUGACUUCGUAAUACUUCGAAUUUAAAGAAAAACAAUUAAAAAUUCCAUGAUAAGGAAAUUCUACAAAAAGCUUAACAAGUAAGAUUGAGAAUACGUGACAUAAACAACUUUGUAAGGAGUUUGCAAUAAAAUUAUAGAAACAAUUACCAAAUAUCUCAAAACGAGGUCAAGUACUUGAAUCAAUCAGCUCAAGAUUGUCAGCAUUCAGUCUGCUCUCCUGAAAGUGGAGCUCCGAAAAACCUCUUUUUCAAUGCCAUCAUAUCAUUUAAGAACAUCUUUGUCGAUAAAAAAUGAUUAAGACAAUCUAAAAAAAUUUUUAAAUACAUUUCUUAUUGUUCAAAUCAAUUUCUCCAAACAUAACAAAACCGAUCAAAAAUUUUGAUUGUCAUUUUAAAAAUUUUCCUUUAACACUGAGCACCAGUGAUUCUUCCACUGUGUUUUGUAAUUUUCAUGAUUUUUGAAAAUUCAUCGAUAUGUUCUUGCAUCUUUUUGCAUUUAUCAGGAAGAUAGCAGCUUGUUUUGCUGAUUGGAGCCCCGAGAAGCUCUGCGCUGCCUGCCUGGCCUACUGCAAUUUUUGAUGCUUCUUGGACAAGGUCGUAAACGAUUUCAUCUGACACCACUGAAUCGAAUUUGUAGUUUGGGUGACUUCGAACUUUUGAUCUUAUCCAGCUGGCUGUUGUCAUUAACUCUCCUGUAAAAGUAACAGUGCAGUUACUUUUAGAAAUGACUGCAUAAGUCGAUAGUAUAUUACUCUAGGCUUUAAAGUAACUUUCAGAGGGAGCAUUUAAAUCAAACAGCACUGGUAUCCCUUCAAAGCACGGCUAUUAGCUGCCUCAUUGAAGGACGUCAUCAUCGUCUCAAUAUGACGUUGUGGUCAGGAAAAAGAUGUCAUUUACAUCUCUACAACUUCUGCAUCACUCCAGUUCACGGUUGUCAUUCACUGGGACAUUAAAUGUUUGCGGUCAAAAGUUGUAUAAGAAAAACCAUUUGAUUUCUUUUUAAAUAAACAUGAGACAAUUGUUCAUAUAGAACAUCGUGUUAAAAUUCUUCACCUAUUUCCAUUUUACCAUAUUGCAAAACUCUAUAGCAAGCCAUCUAUUGGUUAAGAAGUACUCGAUGUAAAUUGUUCUUAAGAAUAAACAGAAUGCAAACCUGUCGCUCGCUUAGAGAUGAGCCGCAAGUAUUGGCUGAUGGUGCAUCUUGUGUCAAUGUCAACAUCAAUGUGGUCCAUGUAGGAAUUGAUCAAAGGUAUGAGCCCAGGGAAUUCGUUAUCCUGUAGCGAUUGAGAAGAUAGCUAAGUAAAUGCGAGCGUGCAUGCGUGAAGUAAGAACCUAUUCGCAAUGUAAUAUAAUAAAAAUUUACCUUUGUAGAAAAUAUACCACUAGCCAAAAUCUUAUAAAGCUGAUCAUAAUCUUGUUACUUAUCUCUGGUAGCAUGUAGUUAUUAUUUUCUUUCACAAAAUCUGUUCAGCCUAAGACUCUGGCUUCUUUUGUAAUGAUAUUUUAAGUAAUUUUUGAAUAAUACGAAGGGACUAAGCAUAUCUACAGGGCAAUCAAUAUCGCCCAAAAUUAAGGAUUGCCAAUAACCUUUCAUAGUUUCAAUGGCGACAGUAUCAACAUUAUUAAAGGCAUUGAGUCAUGAUAAAAUGGAUUGGGGAUACCUAAGUGCCAAAAUCCGCUGAGUCAUGAUUUUCAUGACUGCGAUGCUAUUGGUUGACCUGGAUCUGGUCACAUGAACUCACCUCGUACUGAUUGACAAAACAAUUUUCAUCAAUAGCAAGUUGUCAACAACGGAUGCAAAUAUCACAUGAAACAGCAGCGAUCACGCCGAAACCAAAUGACCCCCUAAAGAGAAGGCCUAUUUACCAUGACUCAAUGCCUUUAAACUCAAAGAGCUGAUCUCUUUGUUUUCAUACCUUGCCGUUGAUAAUGGUAUCAAUGCUCAUCAACUCGUAGUCACUGUUGCCGCAGUCAUUGAAAUUCUCAUCAAAACCUGUCAAAUAUUAUUGAAGUUAAAAAUGUCAAGCAAACAAGUUUAUGAUUCACACAAUUCAACUCUAUUUUUAGUGAAACUUUGAUUUUGCCAUGAGCUCCCAUAAAUCUUAAUGAAUUACAUUUCAGAGAAAUAAAACUGUUUAGCUAGUUAUCUAUAAAAAUACAAAGGGAUUUCUCAAAAUAUCAGUUAAAAACUUAUCCUUAGUUCUGAUAUUUUCAAAAACCUGAAAGGAAAUUUCUUCUAAUUAUUAAACAAAAACAAUGUAUAGAGCAUUUAUUAGAAUUUGAAAGUCUUUUGAACCCAUACAGGAGCUCUAGACGGUGUACCGUCUUAACUAAAAUUUGAUACUAUGUAGGUGAAUACAAUUUUGUACUCACUGAAAGUCAGCAGUGUCAAAUAACAAUGUAAUGCUACUUUUUCACUUACAUUUUUCAAUAUUCUUCCUGAAGUAGAAUUUUCCUUUGUGGGCUGCAUCUCUUUUCAAUGCAGUUUUCAUGUUUUCUUCCAUCUACAAAAUCGAGAAAACCUUAUAAAAAUCAAAAAAAUAUUUUUGCUCGAUUUCGUUGCUUUUGCGUACAUUACAUACUCUUUGCCGCAUUGAUAAUAAACGAAAUAAUUGUUAUGUUUGAUAUUUUUUCAAGGUUGCUUGCAUCAGUGUAAUGAUUAUAUGGCUUUCUUACAGGGUAUUCAAAUGAUACAAAAAUGAAUGUUUUGACAACCGACAUUACAGGGGAUUCCUUUUGACUGUAAUGCUUUUAACAUAUAAAUUUUACAAUGAUUAAAAGGUCGGCUACCUUACCUUUGAGAUUGGCACCAGCAUGUUCAAGUUGAAGGAAAGGAUAACUCUGGUCAUGAGGACAACAAAAACCGUGUACGCAGCAUUCUCAAAGUCAGUCAGCUGCACCUAAAUAUUUCAGGCAAUGUGAAAAUAUUUCUUCUGCAUUUCAAACAGUCUAGAAUCGUUAACAUCAUUACUAAAAUUGGCUGCAAAAAUUUUUAAGAAGAUGAACGUUUUAAAUUCUAAAAAAGGCAAAAACAGUUUUGUUAAAUUUUGUCGCAAUUGUUUGCUAGUCUAAGCCAAACAGUUGUUGUACCUUUUAGAAUAGUCUAGAACAAGUUUUAAAUUUGCUCUGUCUUCUGUCAUUAGGUAAUGGGCUGAAUUUUUCAAUCGCUCUAAGAGGUCGCUUAAAAAAAGGCUUAUGACUAUAAACUUGCCAAAGUAUUGACUGCCAUGCUAAUCCUUUAGGUUAUUAAAACCCACUCUAU